Molecule: messenger RNA, 585 nt
Organism: Nicotiana tabacum (common tobacco)
Lineage: Eukaryota; Viridiplantae; Streptophyta; Magnoliopsida; Solanales; Solanaceae
Source: RefSeq, a predicted model, not a curated record
AUGGAAGAAAAGAAGAUAAAAAGAACUCGAGAGAGCAACAAACACACAGUAUAUCGAGGUGUUCGUAUGAGAAAUUGGGGAAAAUGGGUUUCAGAAAUACGAGAACCAGGUAAGAAAUCCAGAAUUUGGCUUGGAACUUUUCCUACCCCAGAAAUGGCUGCUCGAGCCCAUGAUGUUGCUGCUUUAGCCAUCAAAGGUGACGGUGCAACCCUGAACUUUCCAGAACUUGCAAAUUCACUUCCAAGACCAGUGUCACUAAACGCUCGUGACAUUCAAGCAGCAGCAACCACAGCAGCUUCAAUGCAAAUCUCUGACUCUUAUGCACCGAGCUGUUCUUUAUCAUCAUCUCUGUCAACUUCUUCUUCUUUGUUACCAACUAAUUCAACAAUGACAGAUUUGGGGACGACGAUCGAUGAAUUAACACAAAUCAUUGAGUUACCAAGACUGGAAACUAUUUUUGAUGACUCGUUCUAUUUGAAAAAUGAUUUUAUGUGUGCUGACUAUCCUUCUCCAUGGUUGAACUGUGAAGAUGAAUUAAGAGUAAUUUCAAGCUAUUUUGAACCGUAUUUACUGUGGAAUUACUAA